This is a messenger RNA of Cooperia oncophora, 2421 nucleotides long. Lineage: Eukaryota; Metazoa; Nematoda; Chromadorea; Rhabditida; Trichostrongylidae. The record is from the annotation of a GenBank genome assembly.
AUGGUCUCCAUCAAGCUGGAUUCGGUGAAGUUGACCUUGGAUGAUGAUAGAGUUUUGAAGGAUUUGAGUCACACUUAUGAUCCCAAAUUCAACAUAGCUACUAUCGACUUGGGUAAUAUGGUUCAUCCUCAGACGGUGACCCUGUCACUCGAUUAUACAGGUGAAAUCAAUGACAAGAUGCGCGGUUUCUAUAGAAGUACGUACAAAGGCGAAAAUGAUGAGGAGAAGUUCCUUGCGUCUACUCAGUUUGAGUCCACGUACGCUCGGUACGCUUUUCCAUGUUUCGAUGAGCCCAUAUACAAGGCAACAUUUGAUAUUUCUAUAGUAACCGAUCCAGGCCUGACUGCCAUUUCUAAUAUGCCUGUGGUUUCCUCCACCCCGUGCGAUUUUCAUGGAACAAAGAAAGUUUGGGUGAAAUUCGAUCGAACUCCUCCAAUGUCAUCGUAUUUAGUGGCGUUCGUUGUAGGAGAACUUGAUUAUAUCCAGACUUCUUCAAAAAGCGGUACAACAAUCAUAAGAGUGUAUACGGUACCUGGAAAGAGAAGUCAAGGCACAUAUUCUCUGGAUUUGGCUGCAAAGGCAAUCGAUUGGUACAACGAUUGGUUUGGAAUAGACUAUCCGCUACCGAAAUGUGAUCUCAUUGCUAUUCCUGACUUCAGCAUGGGGCUAUCGAAGAACUGGGACUGGUGGACGGACAAGUCACGUGUUGCUCUUGUCGUAGCCCACGAGCUUGCUCAUUUCUGGUUUGGAAACCUUGUAACCAUGAAAUGGUGGACCGAUCUUUGGCUAAAGGAGGGAUUUGCGUCAUUCAUGGAAUAUCUGUUUGUCGGUUAUAACUGCCCGGAAUUCAAGAUCUGGGAGCAUUUUGUCAACGACGAACUGGCUCAAGGCUUCAAUCUUGAUUGCCGCUGCCGUAACACGCCACCCAUAGAGGUUGAAAUAGAUAAUCCUUGUGAACUGGAAGAGAUCUACGACAACAUCACUUAUGCGAAAUCGAAUGCUAUUAAUCGCAUGUUGUUCUACUACCUUGGCGAGCCAACUUUCCAAGCUGGUCUACGUCUUUACUUGAAGAAAUUCCAGUAUGAAAAUGCGAUCACUCUCGAUCUUUGGGAGGCGUUAGGCGAAGCUUCUCAACAGGAUGUUGUUAAACUUAUGUCUGGCUGGACAAAACAGAUGGGAUAUCCGGUGAUUACGGUCACUGACAAGCAGCAGGGAAAUAAGAGAGUUCUAUCUCUUUCUCAAAAAAGGUUCAUUGGUGAUGGUGGUGAAGAUCCCACAAACUCCCUCUGGCAAGUACCAGUGACUGUAUGUGUGGGAUCGAAUCCGUCUGAAGUGAAAGGAAAGUUCCUUCUGGUAGAACGUGAACAAGAAAUCGAAGUGCCGGACGUGAAGGAAGGAGAAUGGGUCAAGUUGAAUGCCGGUUCAACUGGCUUUUAUCGAGUGGACCAUAGCCAAGAGAUGCUGAAGGCUAUGAUUCCUGAUAUCGCCAACGCAUUUGACCGCUUUUCUAUCGUCAAUGACUUGUCCAAUCUGGACGCACUCGAGCGUCGUCUUUCCUUUCAGUUUUGGCAGCUUUGCCCAACGAAGGAAGAGUACAUUGUCUGGCAGUCAUUGUCUGGUGGAAUUGAUGAUAUCUCAAAUGUGUUGCAUUACGCGCCAAAUGCUACACUUAGUAAACGGUUCGACUCAUUUGUUAUAAGAACAAUGGAGAAACUUGGAGAAAAACUUGGUUGGGACUGUCAUGAAGGCGAAGAUUCCCAGCGUGGGAUUCUUCGAGCUGUUGUUCAUGGUCGCUUGAUGAGGGCUGGACACGACAGUACCAUCAAGAAAGCUUCCACGCUUUUCGCUGACCAUGCCACUUCAAAACGACCCCUACAUCCCGAUCUCCGCCUAUGCAUAUUCACCACCGCAGUUCGUUAUGGUGGUGAAACGGCUUUCGAUCAACUGCUGAAGAUUUAUGAGUCUGCGGGAUUCCCUGAAGUUGAACGAAAUUGCAUCACAGCACUUUCACAAACACAAGAUCCAAAGCUUCUUCAAAGACUCUUCAAGUACGCCAUACAUGACGGUAAAGCUCGUGCACAAGAUCACAUGCUCCUUUUCUAUGGUGCAAGCUCUAGUAGGAUAGGUCAAGAAUUCCUCUGGAACUACUUCAAGGAGAACAUGGCUUAUCUCGUGGAAAAGUUUGGUGGUGUAGGGUCCGGCCUGUUCCAGAGGUGCAUGAAACUAGCCAUAGAGCGGCAGUGUACAGAGGAGUUUGCUCAGGAGGUGGAGAAAUUCCUUUGUCAUGGCCUUUCUCCGCAAGACUUCCUGACGCUGGAACGUCCGAUAAAACAGGCUACGGAAGCCGUCCGUCUGAACAAUAAAUUGCUGCAAUCGAAUAUGGAGGACAUUGACCAGUUCCUCAAAAAUGAGGGAUUAUAG